Messenger RNA from Micromonas commoda, 3018 nucleotides. Its product is annotated as Nucleobase:Cation symporter-1 family. The coding region runs from base 1 to 3018 and encodes 1005 amino acids. The transcript has a single exon. Gene Ontology annotation, cellular component: plasma membrane. Gene Ontology annotation, biological process: nucleobase transport; transmembrane transport. The record is from RefSeq and is a predicted model, not a curated record. Gene Ontology annotation, molecular function: nucleobase transmembrane transporter activity. Lineage: Eukaryota; Viridiplantae; Chlorophyta; Mamiellophyceae; Mamiellales; Mamiellaceae.
AUGUUCGCGGUGUCGACGACGGGGGUGAUGGCCCCGGUGGCGCGCGCGUGGCACGCGUGGCGCGCGCGGGGGUACGGAGCUAAGCCCAAGGCUCGGGCUCCGUCCAUCGUCGCGCUCCCCGCCGCGCUCGGGCGCUCAAAGCCUUCGAUCCCCCGGCCCGCCAUGACGCGCGUCGAAAAACAAAGUGCGUUCCCCCGCGGACCGCACCCGCCCGCGUCGGUCUCGUUCUUCGACGAGGACCCCGCGUGGGACGCCGUGGUCGCCGCGGAGACCCAGGCGUCCAACGAGAACACCCCGAACGACGCGCGCGACGGCGCCGCGCUCGCCAUGAGCGACGACUUUGUCGCGUCGCAGCCGCUGGAGUACGAACGAUCCAUCGCCGUGUUCGUCUGCCUCGCCGUCGCCGCGGUGGUGCUCUCCGUGCCCUUCGGCUUCGUGCGAUGGAAUCUCAGCACGCUCGCGCCGCUCGUGUGGUGGCAGCUCGGCCUGAGCACCGCGUUGGGCACCGCCGCGGCGGGCCCGUUGGUGUACGCGUGCACCCUCCCCGCCAUCCGAUCGCGCGUCAAUUUCCCGGUCAUGGCUCGAGCGUCCUUCGGCGUCCGCGGCGCGAAGAUCGCCGACGCCGGCCGCGGGAUCCUCGGCCUCGUGCUGUUCACGCUCGUCACCCUCGCGGGCGGCGAAGCCUUGCUCGGCGCGGCGUCCGCGCUCGCCAACAACGGCGUCCUCUACGACGGCGUAUUCGCCGAUCCCGAUUCGCUCUUGGGACUCUUUGAGCGGCUCGUGGCGUACCUCGCCUUCUGGGGCGUCCAGUGCGCCGCUUUGGUGCUCGCGAGGCCGGACAAACGGUUGAUGUGGUGCGCCAGAGGCGGGAGCGCGCUCGUGGCAUUUCACUUUUGCCGAGCCGCACACGCGGGGUUCAGGGAGGCGUUGGCGUUGGACCUGCCCCUCGCGUCGCUUCCCCGAGAGUUUUGGACUCACGCCAUGCUCACCGCCGGGGUUUGGUUCACCCUCGCCGCGAUCCUCCCGGAUUACGCCAGGAAGUGCGUCAACGGCGACGGGUACCUCAAAGCGCAGGCGUUCUGGCUGCCGGUGCUCGCCGGGUGCGCCUCGGUCGCCGCGCUCGGCGUCGUCGGCGAAUCGUCGCCAAUCGCGUGUCUCCUAACGGUGACGGCGGCGUGCCUGGUGACAAACGCGACGACGACGAGCGUCGGCGCGGUGGCGACGGUACGCGCGUGGCGUCCGCAGGGGGCGCGACGCGCGGCGUUCAGCGUCGCGGCGUUGGCGCUGAUUGCCGCGCCGCUGGCGCCGACGUGGCAGCAGGUCAUCGCGUCGGCUUCGUGGGCGGCGGGCAUAGGCUCGCUCCUCGUGGCGCCCGCCAUCGGAGUCGUCCUGGCGGAGUAUUGGGUCACGUCCAAACGGCGCAUCGACGCCGAGGCGCUGUACAGGCGAAGCGACGCGGAGGGUAGGUACUGGUACCAGGGGGGCGUGGGUACGAGGGCCGUCGCCGCCGCCGCCGUCGGCGCCGCGCCGAACCUUUACGCGCUCGCGUCCGGCGUCGCGUCGUCGCUCGCGUCCACGGGACAGGCGCGGCUCAACCUGUACAUCGUCAACAGCGAGUACUCGUCGCUGGUGGGCAUGGCGCUGGCGGCGGUGACGUACCUCGCGUCAUACGCGGCGUUCCCGGCGAUACCGCGGUGGCUGGAGAGCGCGCAGCCGCUUCAGCAGUUUACGAUGUGCCUGGAACAGACAGCCGCGCUCGCGCUGGCCACCGUCGCUUUCGUCGCGUCCAUCCCGCGCAAGGCGGCGACCAAGUACGUCGAGGUCCAGGCUGAGCGCAAGGCCCGGGCCGAGGCGACGGCGGAGGCGGAGGCCAAGGCUGAGCGCGUUUCGGAUCUGUUGGCGCCAAAAGCUAGGGAUCCGGAGACGGCAUCAAAGAUAUCGCGAGCGAUGCGAACCGUCGACGCGGGCAGCAUCGGCCGCAAGGUCCAAGCGCGGUUGGACGCUCAGGAGGCUGAGGAGCGCAAGAAGCUGGACGAGGUCAUGAAGAAGCCGGACGUCGUUCAGGCCAAGAAGGAGAUGGACAAGGCCCGAAAGGAGGCGACCGAUGCCGUGGCGCAGUACGAGGAGGCGACCAAGAUGAGCUUCGGAGCUGACCGAGACCUCGCGCUGAAGGAGGCGAGGCGGCUGGUGGAGGCUUCCUACCAGCUCAAGGUUAAGUGCGAGAUGCACUUCGAGUCUUUGGUGUACAAGUACAUGGACAAGAUCAUUCGAGACGCGGACGCUCCCCCGGCGGAAAAGGAGCGCGCGAUGGUGGCGGCGGUCAACACGAUCAAGGCUGAGGCCAGGGCCGCCGCCGAGGCUGCCAAGGAGGCCUUGAAGGAGGCUGCCGAGGCGGCGAAGAAGCGGCGCGAGGAGGAGGAGGAGAGGAAACGGGAAUUCGAAGCCGAGAUGAAGAAGGCAAAGGAAGCCGAAGCGAAGGCUAAGGCUGAGGCGGCCGCGAAGGCCAAGGCUGAAGCCGAGGCUAAGGCCAAGGCUGAAGCCGAGGCUAAGGCCAAGGCUGAAGCUGAGGCUAAGGCCAAGGCUGAAGCCGAGGCUAAGGCCAAGGCUGACGCGGCGGCGGCCAAGAAGGCUGAGGAGGAACGGAAAAAGAAUCAGGCGGAGGUUGAGGCCAAGGCCCGCGCCAGGGCCGAGGCUUCGGAGAAGGCCAAGGCUGAAGCCGCGGCGAAGGCCAAGGCUGAGGAGGAGGAAGCCGCCAAGCGGGAGGCUGAGAACGUCGCCAAAAUGAGGGCUGAACGGGAUGCUGCCAAGGCUGAGGCUGCCAAGGCAGCUGAGGAGCUCGCGGCUAAACUCGCGUCGGCGCCGCCCACCGACCCCGAGCUGCCCGACGCGUCCGCGGCCACGGCGAUGGCGACGGGCGGCGAGACGAACGGCGCGCUGGGUGUCUUGGUGCUGCUCGCCGCCGUCAUGGUAUUCGUCGUCGCGGCUCUCAUGGGCGGCUCCGACGGCUUCAACGUGUAA